Molecule: messenger RNA, 1569 nt
Organism: Beta vulgaris subsp. vulgaris (sugar beet)
Lineage: Eukaryota; Viridiplantae; Streptophyta; Magnoliopsida; Caryophyllales; Amaranthaceae
Exons: 6
Coding region: 1-1569 (522 amino acids)
Molecular function (GO): zinc ion binding
Source: RefSeq, a predicted model, not a curated record
AUGAGUGACAAAGACAUUUCUGAAUUAGCUUUUUGGCAGCACCUGAAAAAGAUGGGUUCUACCACCUAUAUUUGGUGCAACCAGAAAAUGUUAACGGUGACAAAUAAUGAUGAUGAUCUCUUCAAUGAAUUUGUUGAUGAAGGAAUUGAGGAAUCUGUGACUCAUAGUUUGAGGCAUUUGAGAUGUAAGGAGGGAAGGUUAAGUGAUAAUGAUGAUGUGGUGGUGGAAGGUGAUGGCUUUGCAGUUCCAGAUGAGGUGGAAUUGAAUGACAGUGAUGAUGAGAAACUGAGUAUCAUAGGCUCAGAUGAUAAAGGGCCUCACUACCCUGUAUUCAACCAAGAUACAGACUUGAAGGGAACUAUUGUAUUCACAAAGGGCCUGAAGUUUGCAUACAACAAUUUGUUUAGAAAGGCUCUGCAGUGGCAAGCAAUACAAAGGGGCUACAAUUGUUUCUUUUUGCACAACAACAACAGUAGGGUUUCUAUUGACUGUGCACAGAGGUGUGGGUGUCCUGUUCAAAAGGGAAGGAUACUGAAAUGCACUUGCAAGGUGAAGAAUAAGUGUAGGUUCAAAAUCCAUUGCAAAAAACUGAAAAAGGAGGAGUCAUGGCAGAUAAAGAGUAUAAGGCAUGACCAUAUUUGUGAGCACCAAACUAACAACCCAAAGCUCACCUCACAAUAUUUGGCAGAGAGGUACUUGGUAGCACUUGAAUUGUUAAGGGUUACAGGUGUUGAGACAGGGAAACCUGAAUUCUUGAGAUUAUAUGUGUGUUUACAAGCAUGUAAAGAGGGUUUCUUGGCUGGUUGUACGCCAAUCUUGGGGGUAGAUGGAGCUCAUCUCAAAGGGACUUACCCUGGUAUUCUGUUGACUGCAGUUGGGAAGGAUGGAAACAACAAUCUCUUCCCAGUUGAUUGGGCUGUAGUUGAGACUGAGAAUUCUGAGACAUGGGGGCUUCUAGAUGCCUUCAAUAAGGUCAUGCCAAGAGCUGAGACCAAGUACUGUGCAGAAACAUAUGAACACUUCAAAAUGCAUAUGAACAGCAUCAAGAACAUCAACAUUGCAGCUUACAACUACCUGCAAGCCAUCCCAGUUGAGCAUUGGAGUAGGCAUGGUUUCAGCACAAGUUCCAAAUCUGUCAAGAUGAUUGAGAAAGGUUUACGACAAACUUCACAAAUGAGGUUGAGGCAAGCUGAUCUGAAUGAGUUUGAGGUUAACCAUGAAGACUACACUUAUGUAGUAGAUUUGGAGGCACAAACUUGCAGUUGUGGUAGGUGGACACUAAUGGGGAUCCCAUGUUGGCAUUCAUUAGCAUGUAUUCAGUUGAGGAGGCUUAAGUAUGAACAUUAUGUUCACAAAGCAUACCAUGUAGAAACAUAUGCUGCUACUUAUGUACCAAAGUUGAGAGGUAUGCCUGGCCAGCUACAAUGGGAGCAGACUGACUACCCUAAACCAUUACCCCCACCUCAUAGGAAUCUACCUGGGAGACCUUCCAACCACAAAAGGAAGAAAGAGGUGGGAGAAGAUCAGGAAAGGCAGGAAACAAAGAAGGCUAAGAGGCAAAAUAGGUGA